Messenger RNA from Lobosporangium transversale, 507 nucleotides. Its product is annotated as Nucleotidylyl transferase. The coding region runs from base 1 to 507 and encodes 168 amino acids. The record is from RefSeq and is a predicted model, not a curated record. Gene Ontology annotation, biological process: coenzyme A biosynthetic process. The transcript is spliced from 4 exons. NCBI's taxonomy places the organism in Eukaryota, Fungi, Mortierellomycota, Mortierellomycetes, Mortierellales, Mortierellaceae. Gene Ontology annotation, molecular function: dephospho-CoA kinase activity.
AUGGGUGAAUAUCAGGAUGUGGCUCUUGGCGGAACCUUUGAUCAUCUGCACGCAGGACAUAAGAUUCUACUCUCCAUGACGGCUUGGAUUACUAACCACCGAGUUGUUUGCGGUGUUACAGAUGAUUCUAUGCUCAAGACAAAGAAGUUCAAAGAAUUUAUGGAGCCAUUGGAUGACAGAAUUAAGGCUGUAGAAAGGUUUUUACAUACAUUCAAGCGUAAACUGGUGCUAGAGGUGGUUCCGAUUCAUGACAUAUACGGACCAACUAUAACGGAUAAUAAGUUGCAGGCACUCAUGGUCUCGAAGGAAACAUUAAAAGGAGGGGCAGCAGUAAAUGAGGAGCGAAGCAAGCGCAAUCUAAGCCCACUCAACAUUGAAGUCAUCAAUGUCAUUUCACCAACAGAGAUCCAAGUGGACGAGGUCAGUCGCAAGAUCAGUUCAACCUACAUCCGCCAAUAUCUUUCAGAACAAGCUCAAGAUCUGGCAGCACACGCUGGCAUCAUCUAG